This is a messenger RNA of Cavenderia fasciculata, 1800 nucleotides long. RefSeq lists its product as uncharacterized. The coding region runs from base 1 to 1800 and encodes 599 amino acids. Gene Ontology annotation, molecular function: protein binding. Lineage: Eukaryota; Evosea; Eumycetozoa; Acytosteliales; Cavenderiaceae. The transcript is spliced from 7 exons. The record is from RefSeq and is a predicted model, not a curated record.
AUGUUAACAAUAGAUAAACCAUUCUUUAAUGUUUUUAGAUCACCAUAUCUAUUAUACGAGAUAUUCAAUCGUGUGUAUUCAAAAGAAUGUAACUUGACAGACGAGAGAGAUAUUUAUAUGGAUGAUGGAAAGAAACGUAUAAGAAAAGGAAAGUAUCUGAUAAAGUUGGUACGUCUUGGUAGGGUCGCUCAAUAUGCACUACCAUGGGACUUUAUAAAACAUUAUCUACCGACUGAUAAAGAUAGUGUAUUAUUGCAAAGAAGAGUACAAGAGAUCACUGAUUAUUGUUCACAUGGAAAAGCAACAUUUGAUACAUUCCUACGUCUCUUGGAAUGGUCACCAGAUUACGAUCCAACACUUUACAAAGGUUAUAUUAGCCAAGUUAUUGGAACCCUUAUACAGAAUGGAAAGCACGAUAUCUUUGAGUACUUUGUCAACAACUACCCAAAUAUUAGUUACAAGCGAUCACAAAGUAUUGCUGCGUAUCAGGGAAAUCUAUCGAUUCUAAAGGUUAUGGAUUCACCUGCUGCCGUUGGAAUAGAUUUUAGUGGUCAACAUAAUGGUAGUGAUUGUGAUGGUAUAGACUUGAAUGAUCCCGCACGAGGAGGGCAUUUUGAAGUUGUAGAGUAUUUGCACAAUCGUGGCCCUUUAAAAGCUGACCAGGCAAUUGACAAUGCUGCCUAUGUAUCUUUAGAUAUAGUAAAGUUUUUACAUUUUAAUAGAACUGAAGGAGCUACAACCGAUGCAAUGGAUAAUGCAGCGGAGAAUGGUCAUCUUGAGAUUGUCAAGUUUCUACAUGAAAAUAGAAGUGAAGGAUGCACAACCCAAGCUAUGGAUGGAGCCUCUAUGAAUGGACAUUUUGAGAUUGUAAAGGCAAGUAAAAGCGUUGGUUGGUUGGUUGGUCAAACGGAAGGAUGCACAACCAAAGCUAUAGAUUAUGCAGCUUCAUUGGAAAUCAUUCAAUUCCUUUUUAACAAUCGCUCAGAAGGAUGUACACAAAAGGCAAUAAACAUUUCUUCUUGGCGUGGCAAUCUAGAUGCCGUAAAAUUCCUUCAUCACCAUCGCUCAGAGGGAUGUACAAAAAAGGCAAUUUAUUUGGCAGCAAUGGAAAAUCAUAUGGAUGUUGUAAAGUAUCUUUAUGAGAAUAGGACUGAAGGAUGUUCUGAAGAUAUUAUAGAUCGACUUUGUAAACAAGAGAAUCAAAAAAAAAUUAGAUUGGACAUAAUAAUGUACCUCUAUGAAAAAUUCAACGUACAAUGUACAAAUCUUGGAGUAAAUCGAGCCAUAAAGAAAAAGAGAUUGGAUAUCUUUGAAUAUUUUUUAAAAAGACAUCCAUCAUCACCUGAUAUUUGGACCCAAAAAUUAAUAGAUACAGCACUUGGAAUGAGAAAUUUAAACAUUUUAAAGCUUUUACUUGAAAAUCACCCUCAUCUAAAUAGUUUUGAAGGAAUAGAUAAAGCCUCAGAGUUGGGAAGUCUUGAUAUUGUACAAUACCUACACAAAACCAGAACAGAGGGAUGCACAACACGGGCAAUCUAUAAAGCCUGCCAAAAUGGUCAUUUAGAGAUUGUAAAGGCAAAAUUUCUUCAUAAACACAGAACUGAAGGAUGCACAACAGCCAGUAUUUACGGGAUUUUCUCCGACUACAAUACCACAAAAUACAUCUUGGACAACAAACUGAUUGCCAAAGAUUUAAUCGAGCCAAAAUAUAUCGAUCCACACAAUUUCGAAGUGGCCCAACUUGUAAAUCAAUAUUUAAAUAAUGAUAAUGAUGAUGAUGAUGAAAAUCAAUCAUUAUAG